CACCAGCUACUUAUUAUUCUUAACCACCUUUCAUUUCGUUCCUCGCUAGCUGCUACCUUUUCUCCUUCAUAAAACACAGCAGAAAUUCAGAAAACAAAAUUAUCGUACGACCAAAAGAAAGUGAAAAAAGAUGACAUCAAACUUGAGUAACAACAACGAUCUUGACGAUCCAAUGGCCAUGAUUUCUGAGUACUAUUCUGGCGUCUACACCCAUCUUGUACCGGAACAAGUGGAGGCGAAGCCGCGGCGGAGACGGCGGAAGAGCAAGGCCGGGGACGGCGGUGUUGAGAUGAUGAUGAGGAAACGGAAGCUGAGUGACGAACAAGUGAAGCUGUUAGAGCAGAGCUUCUGGGAUGAGCAUAAGCUGGAGACGGGGAGGAAGGACCGGCUGGCGUCGGAGCUCGGGCUCGACCCUCGCCAAGUGGCGGUUUGGUUCCAGAACCGCCGUGCACGGUGGAAGAGCAAGAGGAUUGAGGAAGAGUACUCUAAACUCAAAUCGGAACACGAAACCGCCGUCGUCGAAAAAUGCCGCCUUGAAGCUCAGGUGUUGAAGUUGAAGGAACAGCUGUCCGAUGCGGAGAAGAAGAUACAGAGGCUGUCGUUGGAGCUGUUGGACGGGGCGUCGGCCGCCGCAAGCCCGAGCUCGUCGUCGUUUUCGAUGGUGUCGUCGCCGCCGUUUCUGGGAGAUGAGUUCAUGACGGGAAGUUUUGACAACGUGUUCUACGUGCCGGAAUGGGACAAUCUUUACAUAUGAUGAUGCCGGCCAGCGCAGCAAGCAAAACCUUAAAACUAGCUAAGCUAGAUAUGGAUGGUGGAUUAAGAUGAUGAUGUAGAUAUAGUAAAAAUAUAUAUUUAUAAUAAUGACCCAACAAUUUAUGUACAUCCUUUGAUCGAUCUCCUGUUAUGUUGGCCUAGAAUGUCUGGGUGUUUGAGGGUUAGUUUCAGAAGAAGCAGAAGUGGGUAGUGUAGUGUAAGUGUUAGUGUGAUUUGACUGGGAAGCUAAGUGGGAAGUAGCAAUUCAGAUAUAUGGAUGGAUGAUGGAGUUUGGCUUUUUUGACUAAAAUGCUUAUUGCUAUACUUUCUGUUCCAUCAUCACACCCAUAAAUGCUUCCCCACUCUUGUCUCA
This is a messenger RNA of Ipomoea nil (Japanese morning glory), 1126 nucleotides long. Its product is annotated as homeobox-leucine zipper protein ATHB-40-like. Gene Ontology annotation, biological process: positive regulation of DNA-templated transcription. The transcript is spliced from 3 exons. Gene Ontology annotation, cellular component: nucleus. The coding region runs from base 131 to 754 and encodes 207 amino acids. Gene Ontology annotation, molecular function: DNA-binding transcription factor activity, RNA polymerase II-specific; sequence-specific DNA binding. The record is from RefSeq and is a predicted model, not a curated record. Lineage: Eukaryota; Viridiplantae; Streptophyta; Magnoliopsida; Solanales; Convolvulaceae.